Messenger RNA from Symbiodinium natans, 1347 nucleotides. NCBI's taxonomy places the organism in Eukaryota, Dinophyceae, Suessiales, Symbiodiniaceae. The record is from the annotation of a GenBank genome assembly.
AUGGUGGAGAGGAGAAUGAUGAGGUGGGUGAUGGAGGUGGCUGUGAAGACCAUGGCCGAGCAUGUUACGAUUGCUCCAAAGUUGAGCAAGAACACGAUCAGCACCUCGUCGAAAGCUUUUUCGUUCGCCUCUGCGAACGCUUCUGGUAACGCCUCUGCCAACGCCUCCACCAUCGCCCUUGCGAGCACCUUCGUGAACACCAUGGCGGGUGCCAGGGGUGCCACUGUGAACGCUACUAGCACCACCCCGGGAAUUUCAUUUGGCAGCGAGAAGGGCACGACAAGCAAGGCCAUACCCACGGGCAAGUUGCAGGACACGAAGCCUGCACGGCCGGAUUGGCUGCCUGCGCGAUUGCCGCCCCGGACAAAGCAGACGUCCUCUUGCCAAAAUGGCCCUUCUGCUUUCUGCCUCGUUGGCAACAUCAGGACGCUUCCCUACACCAUGGGUUCCAUCGAGCGCUUUGCCAUUGCAAAUUCUUUGGAUGUUUACAUGGUCCUACAGAGAGGCCAAAAGCGAGGUUCUUCCUGGCUGACUUACUCGGCAGACUUCUAUGGUUCUGCAGCUGAGGACUCGAUCAUUCGAAAGCUUCAACAGCUCCGAAGCUUGCGAAAUGAUUCCGGUGGAGUUCAACUUCGCGAGAUCAUUGAGGUGAAAGAUGGCACUUGCAACGAGUACCGGAGAAACUUUCAGCCCAGACAGAAGGUUUUGAGAGAUGCCGACUGCAAGGAGCAUUCAUCCAACUCCCAGAUCCGCUGGUUGAGGACUUGCUUUGACCGGGUGCUGGCCAGCGGCGUGAAGUACGGUCGAAUCGUGCGGGGCCGACCGGAUGUGGCCUUGUUUCGCGACAUCCGCCUGUCUUCUUAUCCCUGCGGAAAGUUAUAUGUCCCAUACAAGAAUGAGCCAGCGCCGGUUGGCGGCGACUGGUUCUUUUUUCUGGAUUUCACGCUGCUGCAGAGCUGGUGGGCUAGUGUGGAGGCUGCUUCAAAGGCAAAGUUCCAACAAUGGCCAUUCCCGGACUUUUACAUGUUCGCCACUGCCGCGAAUACUUUGAAGUACGUGCACCUUCCAGCAGUCAUAGUACGCUCACCCAACGUGGUGGAAUGCUGCCGGCUGAGCCAGGACCGUGGCCGUGAGCACUCCGAGGGAGCAAGCCUCGACCAGGAGUGCCGGCAACUCCUUCAAAAGGGAGCCUUCUCCAAAAGGUGGCCUUCCUUUGACUUCAGGCAGGCCAAGAGCAACAGCGAGCCUCAGCUGCGCUUUUCGGCGUCAGGCAACUUGAUGUUCACGCUGCCUCAAUCGACGGCAAGCAAAACUUGGGGGCUUUCUGAACAAUUCUGCGCAUGUUAA